Molecule: messenger RNA, 4712 nt
Organism: Solenopsis invicta (red fire ant)
Lineage: Eukaryota; Metazoa; Arthropoda; Insecta; Hymenoptera; Formicidae
Gene: Papss
Product: bifunctional 3'-phosphoadenosine 5'-phosphosulfate synthase
Exons: 6
Coding region: 343-2229 (628 amino acids)
Biological process (GO): 3'-phosphoadenosine 5'-phosphosulfate biosynthetic process; sulfate assimilation
Molecular function (GO): sulfate adenylyltransferase (ATP) activity; adenylylsulfate kinase activity; ATP binding
Source: RefSeq, a predicted model, not a curated record
CGGUUUAGUGCAUUCUAACCCCACAACCGAGCAACGUGACUGAACGUGACUACCACUCCCAGCAGUCCCAGCAGUUGAGCAGUCCCAACGACGUGUGACUCGUGUCAGAGCUGGUGUAUGAGAACUGUGUGAUGUGUGUGUGUGUGUGUGUGUGUGUGUGUGAGACUGGCUGUGAGCUGUGAACUGUGAGCUGUGAGCAGCGUCGGUCAACAUGGAGCGCUCACGCCGCACGCAAAGCGUCAUCCGUUAUCACUCUCGUCUCCUACGAUCAUGUUUAACACAAUUGCCACGUAUAUGCUCGUAGACUCGUAGCAAACGCAGCUGGCCAGUAUAGAUGCGAUCAUGUCAUCGAGCAACGCUGAGCAGAGUGUCGCGCCGCCACCGAGUAAAAAGAUGAUGAUCUGCGCGAACGUAUCGGAACAAGCGCAUCACGUAUCCAGAGCGAAACGAGGACAAGCGAUUGGCAGUAUUCGAGGCUUUCGAGGUUGCACGGUAUGGCUGACUGGCCUCUCUGGAGCUGGCAAGACCUCCAUCUCUUUCCAGGUGGAAGCUAUCUUGGUGAAUCACGGCAUUCCCGCUUACGGUCUGGACGGCGACAAUGUCAGGAGCGGUCUGAAUCGCAAUCUGACUUUCAGCAAACAAGACAGGAAAGAAAACAUUCGAAGGGUGGCCGAAGUGGCAAAGCUCUUCGCCGAUAGCGGACAAAUUUGUCUCUGUAGCUUCGUAUCGCCUUUCGAAGAGGAUAGACAAGUGGCGAGGCAGAUUCAUAGAGAAGCUGACUUGCCCUUCUUCGAGGUGUUCGUAGACACACCGUUGCAAAUUUGCGAAGCUCGCGACACCAAGGGCCUUUACAAGAAAGCGCGGCAGGGUACCAUUAAAGGUUUCACCGGCAUCGAUCAAAUGUACGAGAGGCCGACGAAACCUGAUUUAAUAGUCAAGACCGAGAAUUGCACUCCCGAGGAAUCUGCCUCGACCGUAAUUGAGCUUUUAGAGAAGCACCACGUCAUUCCGCUGCUCGCAAAACCGUCGGAUCUAAUCAGGGAGCUCUUUGUACCGGAUUCCAGGCUAGCUGCCACGAAAAUGGAAGCGGAAACUCUACAGGACGUGGAGAUCGGUCAACUGGACGUGCAGUGGUUACAAGUACUGGCGGAAGGUUGGGCGACACCUUUGACUGGAUUCAUGCGGGAACACGAAUAUCUUCAGACCCAACACUUGCGAUGUUUGCUCAAAGACGACAAAGAAGUGAACCAAUCGGUACCAAUUGUCCUCGCGAUAAGCACGCACGAUAAGAACCGCUUGGAAAAUUCUCUCGCCGUGACCUUGAGGCACAAGCGGAAAGCUUUGGCCAUCCUACGAAGACCAGAUUUUUAUUUCCACCGAAAAGAGGAGCGUUGCAGUUGGCAGUUUGGCACUAAUAACUUGGGACAUCCUUACGUCCGGAUGAUUCAUGAUUCUGGCGAUUGGUUGAUGGGAGGUGACCUCGAAGUAUUGGAAAGGAUCAGAUGGCACGACGGGCUCGACAAGUACAGGCUUACGCCAAACGAGAUCCGUGCCAGAUGCCGAAAGAUGAAGGCUGACGCCGUAUUCGCCUUCCAGCUAAGAAACCCAAUUCACAAUGGACAUGUGCUGCUUAUGCAGGACACAAAGAGACGGUUGUUGGAGGAGCGUGGUUUCAAAAAUCCUGUACUACUGCUGCAUCCGCUUGGUGGUUGGACGAAAGAGGACGACGUGUCCCUGUAUACAAGGAUCCUGCAACACAAGGCCGUUUUGGACGAGGGUGUGCUGGACGCUAAUUCUACAUUAUUGGCCAUCUUCCCCAGUCCAAUGAUGUACGCUGGACCAAUCGAGGUGCAAUGGCACGCAAAGGCCAGGAUGAACGCUGGCGCCAAUUUCUACAUCGUAGGUAGAGAUCCCGCGGGUAUACCACACCCAAACAAGGAUGCCACGCCUGACGGCAAUCUGUACGAUCCCUCUCACGGUGCCAAGGUGCUUUCCAUGGCCCGAGGUCUUCAUAAUCUUGAAAUCAUUCCCUUCAAAGUGGCCGCUUAUGACACUCGUAAUGGUAAGAUGGCCUUCUUCGAAUCCGAGCGGAAACAAGACUUUGAGUUCAUUUCAGGAACAAAGAUGCGAGGAUUAGCAAAGACGGGUCAAAAUCCCCCGGAUGGCUUCAUGGCACCUAAAGCAUGGCAAGUACUCGUGCAAUACUAUCAAAAUCUUGACAAGAAUUAAAUUUCAAUUUGCCAACGAAUAACGAAGAUUCAGUCUGAACAAUUUCAAGUGAACUUUAACGAUCCUUAAUUUGAGCUUUGGCUACUUGGACGUAUUUACAAUAGUACAAAGUUCCAAUUAAGAAGUAUAUGAUAUCUUUUUUUCUUGCUAUCGAGGCUUUGAUCAAUUUGAGAGAUUCGUUCAAUGCAAAAGUGAUAAAAAAAUGAACUCUAUAGAUCAAAGUGCGAUUGAUCAUCGGAAUAGCCUGUGUGAAAAGUGUAAAAACCUGUUGUAAAGAAAAGUCAAUUUUUUUUUUUUUAUUGGGAAGGAUCAAAGUUAUACAGUUAAAUCGUAUAUCGAUUUUAUCCCAAAAAUCUUGGAACUUUUCAACAACUUUUGUUCGAAAUCUCAAUUUUCACUUUUUUCCGUAUUUUUCUUAAUUAUCUGCGGUAUUUAAAACCCUAUAGGACAUUGUACCGUGGACGCGCACAGAUCAAAAAUUGGUUAAUCUGGUUGAAGUUUAUCGGAGCAUUGAUAAUACUUAAUUUCAAAACUGAUAUCAGACUAUUCGUCCAAAAUAUUCGUUGUAGUAACUUUGAUCUUGCACCAUUCUCUACGAGUGCGUGCUAAAGAUUGCUAUACAUAAAGUUUUUUUAAAUAACAAAGAUGUAAUACAAACAUCAUGACCGAUAAAAUGCCUAAUAUGCAUAAUGUACAUUUUUACCGAACGUAUCGUAUGUUGAAUAUUUUUUAUCGGUCGUAGUAUCGAUUUAUAUUGCUUUUGCACUUACAAUUAGAUAUCUUAAUAUCUAUAGCAGAUUUUAUAACGUUGGAAUAGAAUGGGUAUGGUGCCGAUGUGCCGUUAUAAUAAUGUUAUUGCGGCAAAAGAAUUUUGUUUCUCCUGGAUAACUAGAGGAAAGAUAAAACGUUUCCCGAUUCUACCGAUAUCGAAACAAGUCCCCGAUUUUUCCAGCGAUGUUUAUGUUUUCAUAUAGUUUAUAAUAGUCAAAUUUAUAGAAAAAUGUGAUUUUUCUCCUAAUUUAUUAAAGCGUAAAAGAAUUUGGACGAUAUUAGAAUUGUGUGAGAUUAAUUUAUCUCUCCAUUAUACACCACAUUUUGUUUUUCUCGUGCUCGUGCAAUAAUUAUUUAUUCAAUUUAAGUGUAUUUUCAUUCAAAAUGUCAAAUUUUAUCAAAGUGAAAUAGUAAUUUCGAAAACUGUAACAAAUUUUACAACAGAGCACUUGACAAAAUAAAAACAAUUUUAUCCAACGUUUAACAAUUUAUAGCAUCUCGAUAACAGAGAGCUUAGGAAAAACUUUCAAUGGUACAAACAUUGGAAUAAGUGUAAUACAAGUGUCAAAGGACUUUAUACACAUACUUUGAAAUGAGAUACAUUAAUUUAGAGUGAGUUACAUUGGAAUUUAAAUAAGCUUCACUUAACGAACUUAACGUCAAAUUACACAUAUUGGAUUUCAUGCAGCACAGAAUUUUUGGUUCGUUUUGUCAGCAACGUUGCAGUUUUGUGAAAACAUCAUUGUUAAGACUCAAAUGUAAUAAAAUUAUGACGAGAUUGCGAUUGUUGCAGAGAAAAAUUGUCGAAUGCUCUUUCGAUUGUUAAGCAGUACUCGCUUUUCGUGUACUAUAGCUGCGUUCCGUUUGGACGCUCACGCUUUAGCUGUAAGCUUUAUUUUAUCUUUAUCGCUUGUUACACGUGGAAGGAAAAUAGAAUAAAGCUUGCAGCGCGUGAUCGCCCAAAUGGAACACAGAGUCUAUGUAUGUACAAAAAUCUUAUACACUAGCAAACACAAUGGUCGUUGAUAUCAAGCUAAAAUGAUGGAUAAAAUAUAUAAUUUCUUUAGCUAAAUCUUUUCCUCGAUAUAUCGUGUACUGUACUAUCUUACUACGUUACAAUUAUAUGACUAUAUUUGAUUAUUCGUUAUACAUAACAUUUACAUUACAUAUUUACAUAUCGUUUGUUAAAUUUACUUUUAUAUUAGAAAAAAUAUACUUAAACUAAUAAAUUUGUAUUCUUACAUUGAAUAUUUCUAUAUAUUUUCCGAAACAUUUUCUAUGAUUUUCUUAGAUUAAAAAUACCAAAUCUGUAGCAUCGUUGCAUAUACUUGUAGCGACGCCGUAUCGUUAAUACAUGUAUAUGCAUCGUAAUUAAAUUGUGCUAUGUGUAAUGCCAGAUUGCUUUUUAGAAGGUGGACAUUCCAGCGUUGUUGCAAUUUUUUAAUCAUUUAAGUAAUUGACAAAAUAAAUUGAGCAUCGUGCAACUUCGUUAAUAUUAUAUAAACUAUAUAAUGAAAUAUUUUUACAAUAUUUUUGUAUUUCUGUGCUGAAUGGAGUGUAAUUUUUUCGGAUGCAUCAUCCGGCAUAUUCACAAUCCUAUUGUGUAUAAAAUUUGUACAAACUUUUAUUUUAUACAAAUAAAGCACGAAGAGUCUGAUAUUUUCUAUAUAAGUACAUAGAGAAUAAUAAAUAAAUGUAUAUAAUAAAAAAAA